CAGAGCGUGGCGGUGGGAACAGUAUUGCUGGAGAAGUUAUUGGCGUGGCUGUGAUUCAUGUUUGCUUCGGUGACCAACAACAGCACCGUUAUUCUACGCCACUGGGCUCACAUGCUUCCACGUGUACUUCCACGUGUCCCUGUUAUAUUUCCACCUCUGCUUAAAAGGUUGGCUUCAGUUUCACUUUCAAUGGACAACGACACCAAUCCCUUCUCCUCCUACGCUCGCGCCUCUCCAAGUGCUGGCAGUGGCAGAGGAAAGGCCUUUGAUAUGAGAAAUGACAGAGAAAGAACAAGAGGGCGGGGUGGUGGGAGUGCCUCAGGAAAGGACAAAAUUGACGCUCUUGGUAGGCUCCUUACAAGAAUUUUACGUCAUAUGGCAUCUGAAUUGAAUUUGAAUAUGCGGAACGAUGGUUAUGUGAAAGUAAAUGAUUUGCUAAAGCUGAAUCUGAAGACAUUUGCUAAUAUUCCACUGAGAUCCCACACUAUUGAUGAUAUUAGGGAGGCUGUUGGAAAGGAUAAUAAGCAGCGCUUCAGCCUCAUAGAAGAGAAUGGGGAGCUACUGAUACGGGCAAACCAAGGCCACACAUUAACAGCUGUUGAAACUGAAAGCUUAUUGAAACCAAUCCUUUCAGCUGAAGAAAUUCCAGUUUGUGUGCAUGGAACCUACAGAAAGAACUUGGAAUCAAUUCUGGGAUCUGGUCUGAAGCGCAUGAAGAGAUUGCAUGUUCAUUUCUCUUCUGGUUUGCCAACAGAUGGAGAAGUAAUAAGUGGUAUGAGGCGAGAUGUCAAUGUUCUGAUCUUUCUAGACGUUAGAAAAGCAUUAGAUGAAGGUAUGAAGCUUUACAUUUCUGACAACAAGGUGAUAUUGACAGAAGGUUUUGAUGGUGUUGUUGCACCCAAGUAUUUCGAAAAGAUUGAGUCAUGGCCUGGCAAACAGCCCAUUCCUUUUUGAAAGUUUUCUGCACAAUUUUUCUUUUAUAAGUGUUAGGAUCACAGAACGAGGAGGAUUGGAUUACCAUAUGAUUGUGUAAACCUCUUGCAAAAUUUACUAUUUUGUUUUCUUUUAAAUGAUUCAGAUUAGUUUUCUUUGGACCAUGUGAGUAAUUUGUAAAGAGAGUAUUAUGUACAAUUAUCAUUUAUAUUAUUGUUAUUUUAAUUAC
This is a messenger RNA of Abrus precatorius (Indian licorice), 1162 nucleotides long. Its product is annotated as tRNA 2'-phosphotransferase 1-like. Gene Ontology annotation, molecular function: tRNA 2'-phosphotransferase activity. The coding region runs from base 58 to 954 and encodes 298 amino acids. The transcript is spliced from 8 exons. Gene Ontology annotation, biological process: tRNA splicing, via endonucleolytic cleavage and ligation. The record is from RefSeq and is a predicted model, not a curated record. Lineage: Eukaryota; Viridiplantae; Streptophyta; Magnoliopsida; Fabales; Fabaceae.